ACAUUAAACAUCGCGUGUAAUGUGAGGCCGCUGACCCGCCGCUGAGGAAGGAUAUGCCUUAAUGUAUUUCAUACCUGAGGCCAGCAUUAGGGGACGACUUUCUCGUCCGUACGUCAUCCAGAUGAGGCAUGCAGGAAGUAUGCAGCCCGUGUUCAGACGAGACGCCGGAGUCUGGCACCAAACCAGAAGUCUUCUCUACAAGAACCUGCUGAUCAAAUGGAGGACCAAGCAGCAGAGUCUCCAGGAACUGAUCCUCCCUCUGCUCCUGCUGGGCCUCCUCAUCCUCAUCAGCAUCCUCAACCCUCACGUUUACUACGGAGGCAUCAGCACCAUGGAGCUGGAGCGCAACGACCUCUUCUUCAAGGGCCUGGGCUACACGCCCAUCACCAACAUCACCAACCACAUCAUGGAGGAGGUGGCCCAGGAGAUGCACCUGCAGGACAGUCUGGAGAUGUUUGCCAGCGAGGAGGACCUGGAGAACGCCAGCCUGUACGAGCCGUCCAGCUACGUCGGCGUCGUCUUCAUGGACAGCUCGGCCACGUCCUACCGGCUGCGCUUCCCGUACAACCAGCUGCCCCUCCCCAGCGACUACACUGAGUCUAUCGCCAACUGUUUCACCAGCUCGGUGAACUGCAGAGCGGCUAAUUACUGGUACUCCGGCUUCAUCCGCCUGCAGUCUGUGAUCGACGCAGCCAUCAUCCAGAUGCAGACGAAGCGCUCGGUGUGGAGCGAGAUGAACCUGAAGGCUGUGAUGAUGGGUCAGCCGGGCUCCGUGGAGGUGCCGAAAUUCCCGCACGCCCUCAUCUCCAUCUACCUGGUCCUGGCCUUCACGCCAUUCGUCACCUUCCUCAUCGUCAACGUGGCGGCUGAGAAGGAGCACCGCCUCAAAGACACCAUGACCAUGAUGGGGCUGUACGACUCGGCCUUCUGGCUGUCGUGGGGCCUCCUGUACGCCGCUCUGGUGACCACCAUGUCCAUCCUCAUGUCCAUCAUCGCCACGUACACCGCCCUGUUCCCCAACAGCGACUUCUUCGUCAUCUUCUUCCUCAUCUUCCUCUAUGGAAUAUCAUCGAUCUUUUUCUCCUUCAUGCUGACUCCGCUCUUUAAGAAGCCAAAGUUUGCCAGCACAGUCGGCUCCAUGCUGACCGUCGUGUUCGGCUGCCUGUCGCUCUUCACCGUCCUCAUGAAGGACUUCCCUCAGCCGCUCGUCUGGCUCCUCUGCCUGCUCUCCCCCAGCGCCUUCUCCAUCGGCAUUGCACAGGUGGUUUACCUGGAGGCUCAGGGAGACGGUGCUGUGUUUUCCUCGCUGGCAAACGGCCCUCACCCUCUGUACGUCCCCCUGCUCAUGCUGGUGGUGGACUGCAUCCUCUACCUGCUGCUGGCCGUCUACCUGGACCAGGUGCUGCCUGGAGAGUUUGGGAUGAGGAGGUCCUUGAUUUACUUCCUGAAGCCAUCCUAUUGGUCCAAACGCAGGAAGCGCUACGUUGAAGUGAGCUCGGUGUACGACAGCGAAGUGAAAGGCGCUCCCGGAGGGGACGAGUGCGUCGAGCCGGUUUCUCCCGAGUUCAGAGGGAAAGAAGCCAUCCGCAUCAACAACAUCCAGAAAGUGUACAAAGAGAAGGACAACGUGGUGGAGGCUCUCAGAGGUUUGACCUUUGACAUCUACGAGGGUCAGAUCACGGCUCUGCUGGGUCACAGCGGCGCAGGAAAGUCCACUCUGAUGAACAUCCUGUGCGGUAUCUGCCCGCCCACCGGCGGCUCGGCCACCAUCUACGGCUCGCCGGUGGCCGAGAUCGCAGACGGCUCUGAGAUGAAGCAGCUGGUGGGAAUCUGCCCGCAGUUCAACAUCAUCUUCGACGUGCUGACGGUGGAGGAGCACCUCAGGAUCUUCGCAGCCAUCAAAGGGAUCCCGCCGUCCGACAUCGACGCCGAGGUCACCAAAGUGCUGAAGGAUCUGGACCUGGAGAAGAUCAUGACUGCUCAGGCCAAGAAUCUGAGCGGAGGUCAAAAGAGGAAGCUCUCUGUGGGCAUCGCCAUCCUGGGAGACCCAAAGAUCCUGCUGCUGGACGAGCCCACCGCAGGUAUGGACCCCUGCUCCAGGCACCAGGUGUGGUCGCUGCUGAAGAGCCGCAGAGCCGGCAGAGUCACCGUCCUCAGCACGCACUACAUGGACGAGGCCGACAUCCUGGCCGAUCGUAAAGCUGUCAUCUCUCAGGGACAGCUCAAGUGUGUCGGCUCCUCGCUGUUCCUCAAGGUCAAGUGUGGCGUCGGAUAUCACCUCAGAAUGUCCAUCGGUGAGGGAUGUGAGGCCGAAAAGAUCACAUCGUUGGUCAAACAGCACGUUCCCAAAGCGAAGCUGUCCCGACAGCACGAGGCGGAGUUAACGUUCACUCUGCCGUUUGAGAGCAUGGACACGUUUCCAGGUUUGUUCUCGGAGCUCGACUGUCACCCUGAACUGGGAGUCAUCAACUACGGGGUUUCCAUGACGACACUGGAGGAUGUUUUCCUGCGUUUGGAGGCGGAGGCUGAGGUGGACCAGGCCGACUACAGCGUGUUCAAUCGGGAGCAGGCGGAGGACGAAUGCGACAACGCCUCUCUGGACGACACCGACCAGCGGCUGCUGACCUUCUCAGACAGCAAGUCGGACGUGGUGUCGGGUCACGCUCUGUGGCGGCAGCAGUUCAGCACGGUGGCCUGGCUGCACAUGCUCAACAUGCGGCGGGAGAGGAAGGCCUUCGUUUACACUCUGGCGUUGUUCCUGGUGUUUGUGGCGGCGGUGCUCGUUCUGUCUCUGGCCACAGGAAACAUCCAGAUUCACUCCCCAGACCGCCAGUUUCUGCCCAUUUACCUCCUGAAGAGGAACCAGUCGCCGCGGAGAUACGCCACCAGCCUGCUGGUGCAGAACUCCUCAGGUUCUGAUAUUUCUGACUUCGUCCACAACCUGGAGUCUCAGGACAUCAAGGUGGACAUGAUGAAGCACAGCGACUACAUGUCCGCAGCUCCUCACAGCGCCGCCAUCAACGUCACCGGAUCCAGCAAGGGUUUCAGGUACAGCGUUGCGUUCAACAGCACCACAGUUCACUCGUUGCCCAUGGCUGUCAACGUCCUGAGCAACGCUCUCCUGAGAGGUCUGAACGGCAGCGGACAGAUCAGAACCUGGACCAAACCCUUUGACUACCAAAUCCCGGACGCUACGUCCUACGCGCUGGUGUAUAUCGAGGCCAUCAUACUGGGAAUGCUGGCUGCUGGGAUGCCGGCGUAUUUCGCGAUGGACCACACAAGAGACCGAGAGAUCAAGUGUCGCUCCACUCUGCGUAUCUCCGGUUUGGUGCCGUCAGCGUACUGGUGCGGCCAGGCGGCCGUGGACAUCCCCUUCUACUACCUCAUCCUGUCCUGCAUGACCAUCAUCCUCUUCUCCUUCCACACUGGAAACCUGCUCACCAACAGCAACCUCACCGCUGUGGUCCUGUGUAUAGUCGGCUUCGGUCCGGCCAUGAUCCUCUUCACCUACGUGUUUUCUUUUGGCUUCGCUCGCGUCCAAAGCAACAGAGAUUUCUUCUCGGUCAUCUCCAUGAUGGUGUGUGUGGUGUCGGCCUCCCUGGUGCAGCUGUCGUUUGUGAACGAUAACCCAGGACUGACCAGAAACCUGCACAACAUCCUGUGUUUCUUCAACCCUCUGUACCCGCUGAUGGGCUGCCUCAACUGCAUCACCAAGGCGACUUUCCUCCCCUCUCUGUACGAGGAGAACUUCCUGUGGAAAAACCUGCUCAUCGCCGUCGUUGCUCCGUACCUGCAGUGCAUCCUGCUGCUGUUCCUGCUGCGUUGGCUGGAGAUCCGUUACGGAGGCAGGACGAUGAAAACUGAUCAGUUCUGCAGGAUCUCGUCCAAGUCGAAACCCAAAGUGGAGAAAAACCCGGAGGAAGGGCUGAACGAGGAUGAGGAUGUUCAGAUGGAGAAGGCCAGAGUGAAGGAGGCUCUCAGCUGUCAGUCCUGUGAGGAGAAACCGGCGGUGGUGGUGAGUAACCUGAGGAAACAGUACAAAGGCCGAAGAGAAGGUUUUUCUCUCAACAAGAGGAGGAAAGUGGCCACAAAGAACGUCUCCUUCUGCGUUCGUAAAGGUGAAGUUCUCGGACUGUUGGGCCCCAACGGAGCCGGAAAGAGCACCAUCAUGCACAUGUUGUCAGGGGACACCGACCCCACCGCAGGACAGGUGCUGAUGGGAGACUACAGCACGGAGUUUCGUCCCGUGGACAGUCCUCUGGAGCACGUGGGCUACUGUCCUCAGGUGAACCCCCUGUGGCCCCGCAUCACCCUGCAGGAGCACCUGGAGAUCUACGCCGCCAUCAAGGGCCUGAAAGGACACGACGUCCCAGGGAUCAUCAAACGUGUGGUGAACGCUCUGGAGCUGAAGGACCACCUGCACAAACAAGCCAAGACACUGUCAGCAGGACUCAAGAGGAAGUUGUGCUUCGCCCUGAGUAUGAUCGGGAACCCUCAGAUCGUUUUACUGGACGAGCCGUCAUCGGGGAUGGACCCCAAAUCCAAACAGCGCAUGUGGAGGGCCAUCCGAGCUGCUUUCAAGAACCGUCAGCGUGGAGCCGUCCUCACCACACACUACAUGGAGGAGGCCGAGGCCGUGUGUGACCGCGUCGCCAUCAUGGUGUCGGGCCAGCUGAGGUGUAUCGGCUCCAUCCAGCACCUGAAAGGGAAGUACGGUCGAGGUUACGGUCUGGAGGUGAAGCUGCGAGAGGAGCUGACGGGGCUCCAGCAGGUGGCGCUGCUGCACGAGGAGAUCCUCCGAAUCUUCCCCCACGCGGCGCGGCAGGAGAGCUUCGCCACUCUGAUGGUUUACAAGAUCCCCAUGGAGGACGUCAAGUCACUGGCCAAGUCCUUCUCUCAGCUAGAGAGCGCAAAACAAACGUUCAACUUUGAGGAGUACAACUUCUCCCAGUCGACUUUGGAGCAGGUGUUCAUGGAGUUUGCGAAGGAGCAGGAGGGCGAGGAGGACGAGGUCGGCUCGCUCAGCACCACCUUCCAGUGGCAGCGUCUGCGGCAGGACGGCCCCGCCCCCGCCAACCACACAGACAGCAUCGUGCACCAGCUGUGAACCGCGGCGGCGAGCGAGCCGGCCGCCGACCGACCGGGACCGACCUGCACGAGGGCUCACGUCAGCACGCGCCACGACGCUCCACGCAAAGCCACCGCCCUGCAGUGACCGGACCGAGCUGUGUGGGCGCUGGCACACACGAGCUCUGACUGUGUGUGUGUGUGUGUGUGUGUGUGUGUGUGUGUGUCUGUGUGCGUGCGUGCGUGUGUGUGUGCGUGCGUGUGUGUGCGGCCUCUCUCUGCAGUCCGAGCUGUGUGGGCGCUGGCACACACGAGCUCUGACUGUGUGUGUGUGUGUGUGUGUGUGUGUGUGUG
Plectropomus leopardus (leopard coralgrouper) is the source of this 5421-nucleotide messenger RNA. It is a transcript of the gene abca5, whose product is annotated as ATP binding cassette subfamily A member 5. Gene Ontology annotation, biological process: lipid transport; transmembrane transport. Gene Ontology annotation, molecular function: ATP binding; ATP hydrolysis activity; lipid carrier activity. Gene Ontology annotation, cellular component: intracellular membrane-bounded organelle; membrane. NCBI's taxonomy places the organism in Eukaryota, Metazoa, Chordata, Actinopteri, Perciformes, Serranidae. The record is from RefSeq and is a predicted model, not a curated record.